AUUUAGAGACUGUAAUUCCCUCUCUGGCCGAGGAUGGCAGCACCUUUUGCAGAAGGGCCACAGUUUCCAGCUCUACUUGAAUUGGUGCAGAAGAAGAAUCAGACCGGAAACUAAACAGUGGCGGAGCAGCGCGCGGAAGAAGCUUUUGAUUUGUGAAAGUAAACAAACGCCUGCAGGCUCAUGGACUCUCCACCCGAGCCUCUCACCUGGUUACCCUUGGUUACAGCAGGGAUGGCUCUGAUUGGACAGACACUGCAUUGACUGCUCUGCCUCCAGGUCACCAUCAACAGGAGGAUGUCUCACUCCUCUGACGGAGGUGGCCAGAAGAGGGCGGAGUCAUCCAGCAGGAUGUGGGCGGAGUCCGAGCCGGGUCCUUCCAGGUGCCAGCCGAGCAGACAGGGUUACUGUGGUUACUGCAGAGUCCUGUACAGCAACCUGGAGCAGCACCUGUCCAGUCUCAGACACCUGGACUCGGUCAGGACGUCUUCCAGAUGCUCCGCCGCCACCAGCUGCAGUAAGCUGACACUGCUGGAGCGCUUCCUGCAGGACGUCCUGCAGCACCACCCGCACCGCUACAGCGACCCCAGGCCGUCUCAUGCUGACCUCCCGUCUAUCUCCGCCCCCCCGCUACCAAGGGCGGAGCUUGAUGAACUACUUUUCUCUGAUAACGACAUCUGGUCGCUGGGUAACAGAGAACAACUGCCGAGCUCGGACGACACAUCGUAUCAGCCGACCAAUCAGCAGGACGACAACAGCAUCCACAGCCAAUCAGAAGAUAGAGGGGUAUUCCAGGACAGGCUGUCUGCACCAAUCAGCGAUCGUGGGGACAAAGGGGCCACCUCCACAGGGCACACACACACACAAGCUCCACCCCCACCAGCACAAACCCCUCCCCCACACCCGCAGGCAUCGCCCUCCAUCCACAGGAAAGCUCACAGGAAAACGGACAGGAGGAAAACCAGCAUCGACUCCUCAACCCCCUCCAGGGGCCCCGGGCCCCCGCCACAUACACACCUUAGCCAAGGACCAGGGGCUGCACCGGGGCCACGUCCCCCCAAAGACCUGGGGCCCUGGCGAAACUGGCAGAGAGACAGGAGGGCGGGGUUUAAAGACAGGGCGUUCUCGGACCCCAGCAACACUCUGGACCAAACCAUCGAGGAGGUGAUCCAGAUGUGCUGUCAUGGCAUCACUUCCACUUCCAGCCAGCAGGAGGAGACAGAAAGCUUCCACUUCAGCCUUCCUGUCUCCAUGGAAACACAGAGUGAUGACUGGGACUCACCUGUGCAGGUGUCGUUGCGGCCGUCGCUCGCACCUGUACAGGUGAGUCCGGCAGAGGGGCGGGACCUGGGUCAGCUGAUGGACGUCCAGGUGCGGCUUGAUGAUCAAGUGUACUCACACCAGCUCGACUCCGCCCUCCACAGUAAAGCAGGGGGCGGGGCCACACAGGAACAGGGGUUCUGGACUCUGCCCAUCGAAGAGAUCUUGCCCGCCCCCGCGUUUAUCCCAGAAUCCUUCCGGGGGAAGACCUGGGCCCAGAUCGAGCAGGAGGACGAGGAGAAGGUGGAGAGACUGGUCGGUCAGUUCAGACGAGGACGAUUCAUUUGUUACUUCGACAGCGAGUCUCUGGCCAGGUGA
This is a messenger RNA of Hippoglossus stenolepis (Pacific halibut), 1635 nucleotides long. It is a transcript of the gene zdbf2, whose product is annotated as zinc finger, DBF-type containing 2. The record is from RefSeq and is a predicted model, not a curated record. The coding region runs from base 295 to 1635 and encodes 446 amino acids. Lineage: Eukaryota; Metazoa; Chordata; Actinopteri; Pleuronectiformes; Pleuronectidae. Gene Ontology annotation, biological process: genomic imprinting; epigenetic programming of gene expression. The transcript is spliced from 8 exons. Gene Ontology annotation, molecular function: nucleic acid binding; zinc ion binding.